This is a messenger RNA of Mizuhopecten yessoensis (Yesso scallop), 3089 nucleotides long. Its product is annotated as activating signal cointegrator 1 complex subunit 1-like. NCBI's taxonomy places the organism in Eukaryota, Metazoa, Mollusca, Bivalvia, Pectinida, Pectinidae. The transcript has 8 exons. Gene Ontology annotation, biological process: DNA alkylation repair; regulation of DNA-templated transcription. Gene Ontology annotation, molecular function: RNA binding. The record is from RefSeq and is a predicted model, not a curated record. Gene Ontology annotation, cellular component: nucleus. Bases 406 to 1521 code for a protein of 371 amino acids.
UCACUGUUGGAAAAUAGCAUCAGGCGUAAUAUCUUUCUAAAAUAUAUCGCAACCAUGUUUGUAAAUACCUAAAUUAUCAAUGCAAAACAAUAACAUUACAACUACACGAAUGCAUAUUACCGCUCGUAAGCAGAACGCUGCCCAUGCUUAAGUAGAAUAGAUUUUUGUAUUUCCCGCAAAUGUUAUCGUCAGUUGAGGCUAUGCAGUUGUGUCACGUCUCGUUCUUCCACGCGUGUCUUUGUUUACACCUAUCUCGUAAUCCAUUUCUGUUUUGGGAAAGUAACGGCGCGCGGACUCGUGACUAAGUGGGCACCUACGUGACUCCAUGCGGCUUUCUCCGUGAAGCAUUGUUUAUAAACAUCAAUCAAGGUGUAAUGAUCUACUGAUGUUUGACUGGGUAAUGAUAUGAUGGAUGUUUUGAGGCCCCAAAUUAUCCAUAUUGGCGACCGUUGCUACAGGAAAAAUCCAUCACUGCAUAGGGAUGUAGAGGCUGACGAAGAGGAAGAUUACAACGAACCAUCAGAACCUGUUGACUGUGGUUGGAAUGAUGAAAUCUGCGACUUUCGAACACCAAUAGAGGAAACAGACAGUGGAUUCCAGUUGUCACUAGAUAUUCCUAGUGCUUUGUUCAAACACAUCAUCGGCAGGAAAGGGGAAACACGACGUCGUAUAGAAAAUGAGACACGUACCCAAAUAAGAAUUCCAAAAUCAGGACAGGAAGGACCAAUAGCGAUUGUUGGAGUUGACAGGAAAGGAAUCGUUUCCGCCAAAACUAGAAUUGAUGUAAUUGUCAGUACUGCCCGCCAGAAGGAGCAGUUCACCCACUUCCUUUCUAUCCCGGUUACCAGUGCAAAGAUAAUAGAGAAUUUCCUGGAAUUUAAAGAUGAUGUUUUACGGGAGUGUGAUGGGGACCGAGGAAUUGAUUCCACAAUAUUCCAGAAACAAGAGAAGUUGCACCUGACAUUAGGAACACUAGUGCUUCUGUCAGAGGCUGAGGUUCAACAGGCACUAGACGUUCUCCAACAGUGUCAUGAAGACCUUGUCGGCCCCAUUCUGAAGGGUCAGCGACUAGCCCCUCGUAUUCAGGGUGUUGAAUACAUGAAUGAUGAUCCUAGCUGUGUUGAUGUUCUCUAUGCUAAAUUGGAGCCGGGAGAGGAUCUAGACAAGCUGCAGAUCCUUGUGGACCGUAUUGUUGAGAAGUUCAACAUUAAUGGAUUAAUACAACAGUCCUACAGCUCAGUGAAACUUCACAUUACUAUCAUGAACACACUGAUGAGACGCGACCCUACAGGAGCCGCAGUACCUCGACCCCAAGAUAGAAGGUCACGCCCCAAUGAUUACAGAGAUCAGAGAGGAUCACAAAACAAGGAAAGGGAGUCAUUUGAUGCGACGAGUGUGCUCAAGAAAUUUGGAGAAUUUGACUUUGGUGAACAUCCAAUAAGAACAAUCCACCUGUCCCAGAGACAAGCUGUCGCUAAGGAUGGUUACUAUGGUUGUGCUGGGUCCCUUCUGUUACCAUAGCUACCAAUGGACCUGUCCCAGAGACAAGCUGUGGCUAAGGAUGGUUACUAUGGUUGUGCUGGGUCCCUUCUGUUACCAUAGCUACCAAUGGACCUGUCCCAGAGACAAGCUGUGGCUAAGGAUGGUUACUAUGGUUGUGCUGGGUCCCUUCUGUUACCAUAGCUACCAAUGGACCUGUCCCAGAGACAAGCUGUGGCUAAGGAUGGUUACUAUGGUUGUGCUGGGUCCCUUCUGUUACCAUAGCUACCAAUGGACCUGUCCCAGAGACAAGCUGUGGCUAAGGAUGGUUACUAUGGUUGUGCUGGGUCCCUUCUGUUACCAUAGCUACCAAUGGACCUGUCCCAGAGACAAGCUGUGGCUAAGGAUGGUUACUAUGGUUGUGCUGGGUCCCUUCUGUUACCAUAGCUACCAAUGGACCUGUCCCAGAGACAAGCUGUGGCUAAGGAUGGUUACUAUGGUUGUGCUGGGUCCCUUCUGUUACCAUAGCUACCAAUGGACCUGUCCCAGAGACAAGCUGUGGCUAAGGAUGGUUACUAUGGUUGUGCUGGGUCCCUUCUGUUACCAUAGCUACCAAUGGACCUGUCCCAGAGACAAGCUGUGGCUAAGGAUGGUUACUAUGGUUGUGCUGGGUCCCUUCUGUUACCAUAGCUACCAAUGGACCUGUCCCAGAGACAAGCUGUGGCUAAGGAUGGUUACUAUGGUUGUGCUGGGUCCCUUCUGUUACCAUAGCUACCAAUGGACCUGUCCCAGAGACAAGCUGUGGCUAAGGAUGGUUACUAUGGUUGUGCUGGGUCCCUUCUGUUACCAUAGCUACCAAUGGACCUGUCCCAGAGACAAGCUGUGGCUAAGGAUGGUUACUAUGGUUGUGCUGGGUCCCUUCUGUUACCAUAGCUACCAAUGGACCUGUCCCAGAGACAAGCUGUGGCUAAGGAUGGUUACUAUGGUUGUGCUGGGUCCCUUCUGUUACCAUAGCUACCAAUGGACCUGUCCCAGAGACAAGCUGUGGCUAAGGAUGGUUACUAUGGUUGUGCUGGGUCCCUUCUGUUACCAUAGCUACCAAUGGACCUGUCCCAGAGACAAGCUGUGGCUAAGGAUGGUUACUAUGGUUGUGCUGGGUCCCUUCUGUUACCAUAGCUACCAAUGGACCUGUCCCAGAGACAAGCUGUGGCUAAGGAUGGUUACUAUGGUUGUGCUGGGUCCCUUCUGUUACCAUAGCUACCAAUGGACCUGUCCCAGAGACAAGCUGUGGCUAAGGAUGGUUACUAUGGUUGUGCUGGGUCCCUUCUGUUACCAUAGCUACCAAUGGACCUGUCCCAGAGACAAGCUGUGGCUAAGGAUGGUUACUAUGGUUGUGCUGGGUCCCUUCUGUUACCAUAGCUACCAAUGGACCUGUCCCAGAGACAAGCUGUGGCUAAGGAUGGUUACUAUGGUUGUGCUGGGUCCCUUCUGUUACCAUAGCUACCAAUGGACCUUUUACAGACAUUGUAAUACGGUUAGACUGACAUGAAUAUCUACGAGAAAAAGACAAAUUAUUUGAAAUUGAGGUUGAAGAAUAAAUGUGUAAUUUA